Monopterus albus (swamp eel) is the source of this 1046-nucleotide messenger RNA. RefSeq names its product S100 calcium binding protein Z (gene s100z). Gene Ontology annotation, molecular function: calcium-dependent protein binding; calcium ion binding. The record is from RefSeq and is a predicted model, not a curated record. The transcript has 2 exons. The coding region runs from base 1 to 297 and encodes 98 amino acids. NCBI's taxonomy places the organism in Eukaryota, Metazoa, Chordata, Actinopteri, Synbranchiformes, Synbranchidae.
AUGCCGAGCCAGCUUGAGGCUGCAAUGGAUGCACUGAUAGCAGUGUUUCACCACUACUCUGGACACGAAGGAGACAAAUACAAGCUCAACAAGGGCGAGUUGAAGGAACUACUGAACAGUGAGCUCAAUGACUUCAUCACGUCUCAGAAGGAUCCAAUGCUGGUGGAGAAAAUCAUGAACGACCUGGAUUCGAACAAAGACAACGAGGUGGAUUUCAAUGAGUUUGUUGUGCUGGUGGCCGCCCUGACCGUUGCCUGCAAUGACUUCUUCCAAGACCAGAAGAAGAAAUCCAAGUAGACAUCUACAGAAAACACCUGUAAACUUCUAACACUUUAAGAUUUAAAAUGUCAUUGUGUUAAAUGUCUUGGGAGUUAAAUCAUUAGUGUGUCCCAGGGUUUAGGAUUGUGCUUGUGGUAUUUGUGAAUGUAGACGGUGUCUUUGUCACAAAUCAAAGAAAUGUAGGUUUUCAGCCUGGAGCUGUUUAACAGUGAUCUCUCAUUGAGAUUCUCUAAUCCAGAUUAUAGCCAUUUUUAUAUUAGAAUGGUGUUGUUUGUCGUUUAUGAAGUCGUCUUACUCCAAACUUGAGCAAAUUACUAUUAAACCUCUUUUUGUCAGUGGGGAAUAAAACAUAACAUGGUCAUUGUCGCAUUUUAAAAAGGCACAUUUUGUCAUUUUAAAGAUGUUUGUUUUGUUUUUUUUUUCCCAGCAGACAUCUCGGCUGAGACUCUCUGUGGUUUUAAGUGUUAAAUAUUUUUCUUUGGAGGUGUUGCCGUCUCUGUACCCUAAAGAAUUGCUUUCUUCCACAUGCUGUUGCAGAAUUGGUCAUGGAAAAAUGCCAGAUCUCUUGGGAAAGAGCCAUGGAUUGAGAGUGGGUACUGUAACAUCUAGUGCUUUUUAAAUGUGUUGUGUGCUGCAUGAGAGAUAUUAGAUUUAAAUCUGACCACCAGUUUGAAUUUGAGCAUUGACUUUAAUACCACAACUUGUAUGGCAAAAUGAAGCACAAGUGACUGAAUGUAAAAACUAAAUAAAGCACUAUCGUGUGGAAG